AGAAUUUAAAUUUUCGUCAGCUCCACCACUACACUGCCGUAAAAAUUACCAGCGAAAUCGCGCAAACACGUGUGAUUGUGAUGCGUGCUGUUAUAGAAUUUAAUUAAUUUUAGCCCAAUUUUAUGCCUAAUUAUGUCUAAACUUUAUGUGUUAUUCGAGCACGCUGCCGGCUAUGGGGUUUUCAAAGUGCAGGAAUUUGAAGAAAUCGGUAUGCUGCUGCCCCAGUUGGAGGCAGCCGUGCACGACCUAGCCCGCUUCAAUAGCGUAGUCGAACUCGUUGGUUUUUCGCCGUUUAAAACAGCCAUUGCGGCUUUAGAAAGCAUCAAUGCAAUCUCGGAGGGUGUUUUACCCGAAGAUUUGCUACACUUUUUGGACAUCACAGUCCCGAAAAGUAAGAAAAAGAAUAAGCUUACGUUGGGGGUGAGUGACCCCAAGUUGGGGGCUGCCAUCACCGAAGCGCUUGGGAUACAAUGUAGCCACGUCGGAGCUGUCCCGGAGGUAAUCAGGGGUAUCAGGCACCAUUUCCAUAACCUUGUGAAAGGUUUCACUCAGAAAAGCUCAGCCGUGGCCCAACUGGGGCUCGGGCAUGCAUAUUCACGAGCCAAGGUCAAGUUUAACGUCCACAGAGUUGACAAUAUGAUAAUACAAUCCAUAGCUCUUUUGGACCAACUCGACAAAGACAUCAACACUUUCUCGAUGAGAAUUCGCGAAUGGUACUCUUACCAUUUCCCGGAGUUGGUGAAAAUAGUCCCCGAGAACUACACCUACGCCCGUUUGGCAAAAUUCAUCAAAAACCGCAAAGAACUAAGCGAGGACUCUCUCGAGGGCUUGGAAGAAAUCACGAUGGAUUCAGGCAAAGCCCAGGCGAUUUUGGACGCCUCCAAGUCCAGCAUGGGCAUGGACAUAAGCGUUGUUGAUCUACUGAACAUCGAAAUGUUUGCCGGCCGGGUGAUAGCUCUAGCCGACUACAGAAACCAACUUUCCGAAUAUUUGAAGACAAAAAUGACCGACGUGGCCCCAAAUCUGGCCAAACUAAUCGGCGAACAAGUGGGGGCGCGCUUGAUCGCCCACGCUGGGUCUCUGACAAACCUUGCCAAGUACCCGGCGUCCACGGUUCAGAUCCUCGGGGCUGAAAAAGCCCUUUUCAGGGCUCUUAAAACCAGGGGGAACACCCCGAAGUACGGCUUACUCUUCCACUCCACUUUCAUAGGGCGAGCUGGGGCUAAGAACAAGGGGCGCAUCUCGCGAUAUUUGGCGAACAAGUGCUCGAUCGCAUCGCGAAUCGACUGCUUCACUGAACAACCGACGCAGAUUUUUGGCGAGAAGUUGAGGCAACAAGUUGAAGACAGGCUCAAGUUUUACGAGACAGGGGACGUCCCCAAGAAGAAUAUCGAAGUCAUGAAGGAGGCGAUGGAGGAGUUGGAGCAAGAAACGGCGCACAAUAAGUCCGAGAAGAAGAAGAAAAAGAAGAAACAUAAGCUGAACGAGACGAGUGAGUCUGUGGGAGAGAAUGGCGUGGACCAGACGACCAAUGGGAAUGCAGAUGAGGCGGAGGAGCCGCCCAAAAAGAAGAAGAAGAAAAAUAAGCAGGAAGUUGAGUAAUUGUUUGUUUGAGAGUCGGGUAUUUUUAUUCUUGUAUAAUCUAUUAUUUUUAAAUAGAUACUUGAUCAAA
Messenger RNA from Tribolium castaneum (red flour beetle), 1672 nucleotides. RefSeq names its product Nop56 (gene Nop56). Gene Ontology annotation, molecular function: snoRNA binding. The transcript has 3 exons. The record is from RefSeq and is a predicted model, not a curated record. Gene Ontology annotation, cellular component: small-subunit processome; box C/D methylation guide snoRNP complex. Bases 133 to 1602 code for a protein of 489 amino acids. NCBI's taxonomy places the organism in Eukaryota, Metazoa, Arthropoda, Insecta, Coleoptera, Tenebrionidae.